Closterium sp. Yama58-4 is the source of this 1917-nucleotide messenger RNA. NCBI's taxonomy places the organism in Eukaryota, Viridiplantae, Streptophyta, Zygnematophyceae, Desmidiales, Closteriaceae. The record is from the annotation of a GenBank genome assembly.
AUGUCGCGGAAGGAAUUGCGGAAGCGUCGGCAGGAGCGACGACUGCGGCUGAUGGAGCCCGAGGCGGUGGAGCAGCGGAGGCGGCAGCAGGAGGAGCGCGUGAUGGCCGCCAUGGCGCCGCUCAGAAAGCGCCCCGCCAACCCCGGCGGGCGGCGGAAGAAGACGGCGCCGCAGGGAGGGGGGGACGCAGGGAAGGCGGAGGGGGCAGGUGGGGAGGCGGGAGGGGAAGAGGGGAAGGUGGAAGGAGUGGAUGGUGUUGAAGGGGAUGGGGGGGGUGAAGGGGGGCUGUUGGCGGGAGGGGGGCGGGGAGAGGCGGCAGUGGGUGUUGACGGCGGUGGAGAGGGGCAGGUGGUGCAGGAGAGGGUUGACAUGGGGUCGGCAACGGGCUCUGAGCAGCAGCAGAUGGGCGAUGCGGUGGAGGCGAUGAGGGCGCGCGGCAUUCAGUGGUGGAAGGUGGGCACCUUCCGAGGAGGCGAGUUCGAGGCACAGCAGCACAUCGCCGCCCUGCUGACCCAGCACUGCCCCGGCGAGCCGUGUGAGAUAUUCGUGCCGGCCAUCCGCUCGCCACAGCAUGCCAGCAUAAUGCGCCGGGCAGCAGCAGCCAUGGAGGACGGAGGCCCUCCCCCACCCUUGGGGGCGGGCAUGCAGCGCAUAGAGCCGUGUGUGCUCUACGUGCGCUGCACCAUGUCCUCCACCCUCUACAAGCAGGUGGUGGCUUUGGAGCGAGUGAGAGGCUUCGUGGGGGAGGUGGUGGGCAAGGGCAAGUACGGCAACAUGCUGCCGCGCGCCAUCCCGCUGGUGGAGCUGGCAGCCGUGGUGGAGCUCGUGAGGGGCAAGCAGGCCGAGGCUGACCGCCAGGCACACGAGGCAGAGAGGGGUGGUACUGCUGUACAGGGGGGCAAGCAGGGUGCAGGUGGCGCUGACACACCAGAGAAGAGAGAGGCGUGGGAUGGUGAGGGUGAGGGGGGAGCAGCAGCAGCAGUGGUGAGCAAGGGGGCACGCAUGCGGUCGGCAGGUGUGGCGGGCCAAAUGGGAGGCCGUGCUACCCGUGGUGCUGCUGGUGCUGAUUAUGACGACAAUGAUGACACCGAUGCUGCCGAUGGAAGCGUGUUCCAUUUUUCUUUCGACGCUAGCAGCCACUUUAUCCCCAGUUUAGCCGCCAUGGUGACACCACCAGAUGCUGGGACGUCCGGUGCUCGACGCAAGCGCCGAAAGAAUGUUCAGGAGCCUCCUAUUCCUAGGCCGUCGCCCAGGCCCGUCAUGCCAACGCCAAGUUCACCCCGCGGUAGCAGCGAGGAGACAGAUAAGGAGCCUAGCGGGAGCCCACGCCGUCCGCUUCCGCAGGUGAAGGUUCCCGUGUUCCCGGAAUCACGCCGACCGCGGGGACAGAAGAAGCGGGUGCGCGACGCAGAGACGCCGGAGACAAGGCGCCGUCAAACGAAGAAGGCGCGGAAAGCUUACACCGUCAAGGAGAAGCUUUACUGGCUCAAGAUGCUAGACGCGCAGCCAACUAUGAGCGUCAGGGGGUUGGCUAGGCUCGCCAAGGCGGAGGUGGAGGUGUUGGAGGAUGUGUGCGAGGAGGAGCUAGAAGAGCUCAUCCCCAAUCCUUUCUACCCCGACCCUGCUGCCCCUGCGAACAAGGACAACGAUGAUGCCUCCUCUCCAGAGGAGGAGGGUGAGGAGGAGGAGGAGGAGGAGGAGGACGAGGAGGAGGAGGAGGAGGAGGAGGAGGACGAGGAGGAGGAGGGGGACGAGAAGGAGGACGAGGAGGACGAGGGGGAUGAGGAGGAGGGUGAGGUGGAAGGCGGUGCGGAGGUGGAGGGUGGAGCGGGAUGGGAGGAUGAUGGCGACGAGUGGUGGGCAGAAGGGCGAUAUGAUGGGGAGGAGGUGGAGAUCUGGGUUGCUGGUCAAGAUUAG